AUGGCGACUCUGCCGCCCAAUUCUCUGCUUGCCCGAUCCCGGCAACCGCGCGCCGUCCCGUCAGCAAAGGCUUCGGGCGCAUCUGUGACCACCUCUGUAGCUCCGCCGCCCAAUGCUACCUCCAAUGUCAAUCUGUUUCUCACCAAUCUUCGUCUGCUCGACUUUCCUUCCUACCCUGAUUGGCCCGACUUCGACGCCCAAACUUUCACGGUGCAGAAGAAGCGCAUCCAGUGCGUAGAAUGGACGCUUUACCAGCUCUUCGUGCUCUGGGACCCGGAAGAGGCGCGAAAUAAGCUUCAGCCCUUCUUCCCUCCUCGAGACCAUGUCCAAUCCUUGAAUCUGCGUGCCGCCCUCUUACGAAGCCUCGAGCAGGCCAAAAAGACCGGAGUUCUUGGCCGCGAUGCCGUCGUACGCAAGACAAUGUUGGAUGAGUGCAGGGGUGAACGGCUAGAAGAGGUCCUUGCUGUCUUUUCCUCGGCUGUUCUCAAAAAGAUGGUUGCAGAAGUUGCCGAAGCUGAGGGAGAAUACCCCGCUAUUGCUCAACAACUGGCACUGGAAAAUCGUGGAUACAGCGCUGAACGCGCUGAGCUGGUGACACUGGCUCUUGCUCAUAAGGUAUCCAUUAGACAUGCGAUGCGAAGAAAGGAUGCAGCGAGGCAACGAUACCGUGGCCUCGCCGAGCUGCUGCAUCUCAAGGAACAGAACAUUGCGCACCGGAAAGAGCAGAUCAAGGCUGCACGAGAGCAGCCGAAACAUAAAGACAUCUCGGACGAUGUGAAGCUGGAUACCUGGAGAACGGUCCGCAACAACUGGGCUGGAAACGAACAGUGGAUGGAGACCUUGCUUUACGGUGAUGCAAAUGCGCGAAAAGAUGGCGUAUUGACAGCACCUUUCGAUCGAGUUUGGAGGCGUCUGCAGUCCGGUCGUCUUGCCGAGCUGGAAGACCACGGGAAAGGUCUGCUGGAGCAACUCGACGGCCGGGUGAAGACCCAAAAGGAGAGACUAGCGAAAUGGCAGCAUUUCCGACAAAACAUCUCCUACUCCCUCGACGUCCCGCCCAGCAAAAUCUAA
Messenger RNA from Colletotrichum chrysophilum, 1071 nucleotides. RefSeq lists its product as uncharacterized. The record is from RefSeq and is a predicted model, not a curated record. The coding region runs from base 1 to 1071 and encodes 356 amino acids. The transcript has 3 exons. Lineage: Eukaryota; Fungi; Ascomycota; Sordariomycetes; Glomerellales; Glomerellaceae.